GUGUGCUAGUUGAAUUGAUUAAGAUUCAAAGGAAUUUUUUUUGGGGUGGGGUGAAGUUAGAAAGGAAGAUUUCUUGGGUUAGUUGGGAUUGUAUGUGUGUGGAGAAAGGAAGAGGGGGCUUAGGAAUAGCUGAUUUAGAGAGGAUAAAUUUUGCUUUGCUUGGUAAAUGGUGGUUUAGACUAGGUGAUGGAGUGGAUGGUUUAUGGAAGAGAGUGAUUUGGGAGAAAUAUUAUGGGGGGAGGAAUGAGGCGGAUAUAACUUCUUUUGAAUCUUUGACGAUGUCUCGUGUAUGGAAGGAUAUUGUGAGUGUGGGUAGGGGGUCUGAAAGGUUAGUGGAGAUGUUAGUAAAGGGUUUUAAAUGGAAGGUUGGUGAGGGAAGAUGUGUAGAGUUUUGGAGGGAUAAAUGGGUGGGAGACAAGUCCUUAAAAGAUUUAUUUCCGAGGCUGUUUGCGUUAUCUACUAUUAGGGAGGGACGGUUGAAGGAUAUGGGCUUUUGGAGGGGUGAGAAUUGGGUAUGGGAUUGUAGAUGGCGACGUGGAUGUGUAGGGAGGGCUGUUGGUGAGGAGGGACAGUUUAGGGAAAUGAUUAAUGGGGUAAGGUUGAGGAUGGAGGAAGCAGAUUCUUGGCAUUGGAUUCAUAGUAGUGAUGGUACCUAUUCUGCAAAGGCAGCAUAUGAUUUUCUAUCACCGAAAGUUUGUGUUCUGGAUCAGGAAUGGUCUCGGAUUAUUUGGAGUAAAUAUGUUCCUUCGAAGUUGAGUGUUUUUGGGUGGAGAUUAUUUUUGGAUAGGUUGGCCACUAAAGAGAAUUUGGGUAAGAGAGGGAUUGUGUUGACAGGUGGGGAUGUUAGUUGUGGGUUUUGUAAUGAGGGGGUGGAGAGGUUACAUCAUAAUUUUUGUGAGUGUGAAGGGGUGUGGUUGGUAUGGACGAAGGUUUUGGGAUGGUGGGGUUUACAAAGUGUUUUGCCAAAUGAUAUAUUUGGGUUGGCGGAGUCGGUGGUGUAUGGAAUAGGUGGGGGUUGCUUGAAGGAGCUGGGAGGCCUUAUUUUUUUGGUAACUGCUUGGUUAGUGUGGGACUGGAGGAAUAUGAAAUUGUUUGGACCAGUUUUGCAGUCUGAAGUGAGGUUAUUGGAAUCUAUUCAAGCAAAAUCUUUUCUAUGGAUUAAAAAUAAAGAGCCAAGAUGUGUGUUUUCUUACACAGAUUGGAUUUCAAGGCCUAUGAAUUGUAAAGAAGCAAUAGUUCAACAUCGUCAAAAUUUGAAGAAAUACAAGAAGAUGCACAGUUCCUAAAUGUAUUUAGCUAUUGGACAACUGCUUCUUUUGCAAUUUUGAUUUUUUUUUCUCUUCCGUUGAGUAGUGGUUUAAUUGUUUGUAUUUUGGGGUGGAGUAUUCCUUAUACUCCGAGAGUAAUAUAAAGUCUAUUUGAUU
Molecule: messenger RNA, 1424 nt
Organism: Rubroshorea leprosula
Lineage: Eukaryota; Viridiplantae; Streptophyta; Magnoliopsida; Malvales; Dipterocarpaceae
Source: the annotation of a GenBank genome assembly